CUAUUAAUUAUCACAACCCUCCUCGUAUAGUCUAUAUAUAUAGCAGAUCCACAACAAUAAAUACGUUCAAAACAAACUAAGAUGAAAAUGCAAACACUACACUUCUCUUCUUCUCUCUUGUUACUGUCUGUUAUUUUCCUCUCAUGGGCUUUGCUAAUCUCAACACAACACCCUCCCUCACAGUCACCUUCUCUGUCUCCGUCACUCUCACCUUCUAAGCCUCCGUCACAGCCUCCUACUUCGCCUCCGUCACAGUCGUCUUCCCUGGCUUGUAAAUCAACUCCAUACCCUAAGCUAUGCCGUACGAUCCUCAACGCUGUCAAGUCAUCACCGUCCGAUCCUUACAGUUACGGCAAGUUCACGAUAAAGCAAUGCCUCAAGCAAGCAAGCCGUCUCUCCAAAGUCAUCACCGGAUACGCGCGGCGCGUGAAAAGCAAACCAGGCUCAGCAACGCCCGAGGAAAUCGGCGCUGUGGCGGACUGCGGCGAGUUAUCGGAGCUGAGCGUGAACUAUCUCCAAACGGUCACGACGGAGCUCAAGACGGCGCAGGUGAUGACCGCAGCUCUCGUGGAGCAUGUGAACAGUCUUCUCAGUGGUGUGGUGACGAACCAGCAGACGUGUCUUGAUGGACUCGCGGAGGCCAAGAGUGGAUUCGCCGCCGCGCUAGGAUCGCCGAUGGGGAACCUCACGCGUCUUUACAGUAUCUCGCUGGGGCUUGUGAGCCACGCGCUUAACCGUAACCUUAAGAGGUUCAAAGCCUCCAAAGGGAAGAUUCUUGGUGGUGGCAACUCAACCUAUCGCGCGCCGCUCGAGACUUUGAUUAAGGGUUUGCGUAAAACAUGCGACAACGACAAAGAUUGCCGGAAAGCUAGCCGUAAGUUAGGGGAGCUAGGUCAGACGAGCGGCGGUUCCAUCCUCGUGAGUAAAGCAGUGAUCGUCGGUCCGUACAAAUCCGACAACUUCACGACGAUCACUGAUGCUAUUGCAGCCGCACCUAAUAACACUAGACCAGAGGAUGGUUACUUUGUUAUCUACGUAAGAGAAGGUCUCUACGAAGAAUAUAUUGUUGUUCAGAUGAACAAAAAGAACUUAAUGCUUAUCGGAGAUGGAAUCAAUAAGACGAUUAUUACUGGGAACCAUAACGUCGUUGACGGUUGGACUACGUAUAAUUGCUCGAGCUUUGCUGUGAUUGGAGAGCGGUUCAUGGCGGUUGAUAUUACAUUCAGAAACACAGCCGGACCUGAAAAACAUCAAGCUGUGGCUUUGAGGAACAAUGCAGAAGGAUCAAGCUUCUAUCGGUGUAGUUUUGAAGGCUAUCAAGAUACUCUCUACGUCCACUCUAUGAGACAAUUCUAUCGUGAAUGCGAUAUCUAUGGUACCAUCGAUUUCAUAUUCGGGAACGCAGCCGCAAUUUUUCAAAACUGCAACAUAUAUCCUAGAAAACCAAUGGCAAAGCAAAAGAACGCUAUAACAGCCCAUGGAAGAAUCGAUCCAAACCAGAAUACCGGAAUCUCAAUCAUCAAUUGCACAAUAACAGCUGCCCCGGAUCUUGCAGCUGAUCCUAAAUCCGCCAUGACAUUCUUAGGGAGACCAUGGAAGCCCUACGCAAGGACGGUUUUCAUGCAGUCAUAUAUUAGUGACAUUGUCCAACCAGUCGGAUGGCUCGAGUGGAACGGUACAACCGGACUAGACACAAUCUACUACGGUGAGUAUAGUAACUUUGGACCAGGGGCAAACACGAACCAGAGAGUGCAGUGGUUAGGGUACAACUUGUUGAAUAUGGCAGAGGCCAUGAACUUCACGGUCUACAACUUCACCAUGGGAGAUACAUGGUUGCCCCAAACCGAUAUUCCUUUCUAUGGAGGUUUGCUUCACAAAGAAUGAAACUAAAAGAAUAUGAAACCCAUAUUUAAUUAUACGUACUUGCUCUUUUAAAUAAUAAAGCAAUAAAUUUUCAUUAGUUUCUA
Molecule: messenger RNA, 1967 nt
Organism: Capsella rubella
Lineage: Eukaryota; Viridiplantae; Streptophyta; Magnoliopsida; Brassicales; Brassicaceae
Product: probable pectinesterase/pectinesterase inhibitor 25
Exons: 4
Coding region: 82-1884 (600 amino acids)
Biological process (GO): cell wall modification
Molecular function (GO): pectinesterase activity; pectinesterase inhibitor activity
Source: RefSeq, a predicted model, not a curated record